CUAAAAUAACAAUAGCCCCAGCACGUGGCAGCCCACCUUCAUCGGGUGCGAGUAACAGUAGCAGAUUCGUGUUUGGUUCGGCGUUGAACACUUGGUCGGGCUCGCCGUCGGCCGCCGUUCACCGUUGUCAGCCGUGCGGGGUUGUUGUCCGUCAAGUAUUGAAGAAGAUAACUUAUCGGCAGCUUCAAGGAAUCCUUGUGGAGUUUGCUAGAUGUUCUGAGUAAAUUAUCAUCCUACAUGAAUCUCUUCAGAUUUCGCCAGUUAAUCCUGUGUAACAUGCUUAUGAAGAUAUCCGACUUCAUGUUUGGUUAUGUCUUCAGCUAUUGUUAAAACAGGCAAGCCGGUUGUUACGUGCAGAACACUCAGCUAAUCCUGCUUUCAUGACUACCAAGAUGCCAAACCCCCUCGGGCUUGUGAUUUCUGCCACUGAAUCUAUUAUCUCAUUUCUCUCCGUUGCUUCCAAGGACCCGAGCCUUUCUGAGGAACUCCAGCAAACUGCUUCAAAUCUGUUGAGGCAACCUAAUGUACCAUACAUGUCACUUCGUGCCAUCUGGAUGGCUUCUGAUCCAUUGACAAGACCUGAUUUGAUGCAGCUCUUCUCUGGAACCCAGUUUCUCUUCUCCAGUCCCAAGCCCAGAGAGAAGAGUGAAGAAUUGAAGGCGAGGUUGAAAAAACUUGAAGAUUUAGCAGAGAAGAAAGCAUAUCAAGAACUUGUGAAGGAUAUUGCACCGAAGCAGGAUGUCAAUGAGCCAUUCUCUUCUUACAAGGAUCAAUUAGGGUUUGGAUUGCAUGUUGCGCUUACUAUGUUUACUGGCUAUCUGUUUGGAUAUGCGGCAUUCAGAGCUUUGUUUAACCACAAUCCUGCUAUGAAUGCUGCCGGAGGAGUUCUAGGGUUGGUGGGUGGCAUGCUUGUUGAGACAUUUCUUUUCAUAAUCCGAAGUUCCAAUGCAGAUAUAAACAAAACGAGAAGUUCCACUGCGAAUAUAAACAAAAGAAGUUCCAAUCAAGAACUCAAGUCAUCCGUUGGCACUUCCAAGUUAAAGAAGAACCAAUAGACUUGACAAGAUUUGGUGGCUUCUUUUAUAUUUACAUUGACAAAUUGACCUGAUAGAGCAAGGCAGCAGAAAUAUAUAUGCUAGUCCAUACAAAAUAUUAAAUGCUGUGUCAGUU
Molecule: messenger RNA, 1170 nt
Organism: Neltuma alba
Lineage: Eukaryota; Viridiplantae; Streptophyta; Magnoliopsida; Fabales; Fabaceae
Exons: 6
Coding region: 381-1055 (224 amino acids)
Biological process (GO): vacuolar proton-transporting V-type ATPase complex assembly
Cellular component (GO): endomembrane system
Source: RefSeq, a predicted model, not a curated record